AUGUCAGCCACUCUCUGCCUAACUACGUUGCAGGCCCUGCAGCAUAUAGAGAAGCUGCGCGGCUAUGUCAACUAUGACUCCUGGCGGCUCCUCAUCAUGGCCAAUGCCCGCGCUCUGGGACUCGCCUCCCACCUCGACGGGUCUGCGCGGAAGAGCUCGUUGAUACCUCGAGCGAAAGAGGCUCAUGCAACUGCCGAGUCAUGUGCCCGCGUCCUCAUCUUGGGCUCGAUUGCACCAAACCUCUUGCCGGUGCUGCUGGAGCGCGGGCUGCAGGACAACACCUCUGCCGCCGAUCUGAUGAUGUGGCUGCAUUCCACGGUCAGCCCACGAGAGGCCACCGAAGCGGCCCACAAUGACCUGGCAAAGCUCAUGCGCAUCAAGCGCAAGGAUUUUCCGUCCAUGGAAGCCUAUAGCAAGGAGGCCCUGAAUCUGUGGGCUCGCAUCAGUGACUGCUGGCCGAGCAGCGCCAUGGUCAUCGCCGCAAUGUCCAUCCUUGAGGGCAUGAGGUCGUAUAACGAGAACGCGUAUUUAGGCUGGAAGCACUUUGUCAUUGACAAGAAGGGCAUGCUUUCUCAGCAGAAUCUGCUUGAUCUUGCGAUGGCGUUGAGGGACCACCAGGAAGACCGACAUACCUCGUCUUCUAUCCGUGUGAUGGAUAUGAUUGUCGAAGAAGAGGAGAAAUCAGACCAUUCAGGUACUGAAAGAUAA
Messenger RNA from Trichoderma citrinoviride, 708 nucleotides. RefSeq lists its product as hypothetical. Lineage: Eukaryota; Fungi; Ascomycota; Sordariomycetes; Hypocreales; Hypocreaceae. The record is from RefSeq and is a predicted model, not a curated record. The transcript has a single exon. The coding region runs from base 1 to 708 and encodes 235 amino acids.